Molecule: messenger RNA, 2991 nt
Organism: Carya illinoinensis
Lineage: Eukaryota; Viridiplantae; Streptophyta; Magnoliopsida; Fagales; Juglandaceae
Product: linoleate 13S-lipoxygenase 2-1, chloroplastic-like
Exons: 9
Coding region: 163-2907 (914 amino acids)
Biological process (GO): lipid oxidation
Molecular function (GO): metal ion binding; protein binding; oxidoreductase activity, acting on single donors with incorporation of molecular oxygen, incorporation of two atoms of oxygen
Source: RefSeq, a predicted model, not a curated record
AAUCGUGGUCUUGUCUCUCUCAAUAUAUACAGAGAUCAGUGCAUGCUUAGCAACCACAUACUAAACUCCAGUUAUCCGGCCAAGAACUACAUAUAAUAUAGCUAGCUUGAUUAUCUCUGGUUCCUUACUUGGGUAUUAUCUUCUACUGUGAACCCUAAAACAAUGUUGCCUCGAAUUUGCCAGUCACGCAGUUCUGAAACCGGCCUCUUCAGCCUGUUGCAGAAGCCAUUCAUCCAUAUCGAUGUCAGUUCUUCGCUUCCAAUCUGGUCAAAAUCCUCCAUCCGAAAGAAGUACAACAAAGCCAUUCACUGUACUGGGUUCAUUUCUAGCAACAUAAAAAGUGUUGCUAGCACUAGUACUACUCCAACAACUACGACAUCCGAGGCUACCGAGAAGUCUUUUAUUAGUGUUCAAGCCGUUGUAAUCGUGAAACCAACGGUUCGUGGGUUUCUGUCAAACCUUGGGAUACAGCGAGGGCUUGAUGAUAUCAAAGAUUUGCUUGGUAAAACACUCCUCCUGGAGUUAGUUAGCUCCGAGCUUGAUUCCGAGACGGGAUUAGAGAAAGAAAGGGUUGAAGCAUAUGCACACAAGGCGGGGAAAGGGGAGGAGGGGGUGAAGUACGAGACGGAAUUUGAAGUGCCAGUUGAUUUUGGAGAGGUUGGGGCUGUGUUGGUUGAAAAUGAGCACCACAGGGAGAUGUUCGUAGAGACUAUACUCAUCCAUGGCUUACCUCAAGGCCCCAUAAAUGUGACAUGUUGCUCCUGGGUUCACUCCAAGUUCGACAAUCCUGUCAAGAGGGUAUUUUUCACCAAUAAGUCAUACUUGCCCUCACAAACACCAAGUGGAUUGCGGAGGCUAAGAGAAGAAGACCUGGAGAGUUUGCGAGGAAACGGUGAAGGAGAACCUAAGAGAUUUGAGAGGAUAUACGAUUAUGAUGUGUACAAUGAUCUUGGGGAACCCGAUAAGAGCCUCGAACUUCAAAGACCAGUACUGGGUGGCAAAGAGCACCCCUAUCCUCGACGUUGCAGGACCGGACGCCCCCUUUCCGAAGCAGAUCCACAGUCGGAGACGAGGAAAACUAGCAGGUUUUAUGUUCCUCGAGAUGAAUGCUUCUCGGAGAUAAAGCAGCUAACAUUCUCGGCGAAGACCGUAUACUCUGUGUUGCGAGUAUUGGUGCCAUCACUAGGAAUUGUGAUUUCGGAUAGGGAUCUUGGAUUCCCAUACUUCACAGCCAUAGACUCACUUUUCACCGAAGGGGUUAACUUGCCAUCGGAAGAAGAUCAAGAAGGGUUUCUCAGAGAAAUCAUGCCCAGGCUUGUUAAAACCAUUUCCAAAACCGGAGGAGAUGUGCUCCGCUUUGAGACCCCUGAAACUAUGAACAGGGACAAGUUCUUUUGGUUUAGGGAUGACGAAUUUGCUCGACAGACUCUUGCUGGUCUCAACCCAUAUAGCAUACGGUUGGUCACGGAGUGGCCAUUGAAGAGCAAACUUGAUCCUGAGAUCUACGGUCCACCAGAGUCAGCCAUCACGACAGAAAUUAUUGAGGAAGAGAUUGGAGGUCUAAUGACUGUUGACAAGGCCUUAAAAGAAAAGAAGCUGUUUAUGCUAGAUUAUCACGACUUGUUAUUACCAUUCGUCAGCAAAGUAAGACAGCUUAAGGGCACCACAUUGUACGGUUCACGUACACUAUUCUUCUUAACUAAAGAUGGCACCUUGAGGCCUCUGGCGAUUGAACUGACUCGGCCACCUAUAGACGGAAAGCCGCAGUGGAAGCAAGUUUAUGCACCUUCUUGGCAUUCAACUGAAGUUUGGCUAUGGAGGAUUGCUAAAGCUCAUGUCCUUGCCCAUGACUCUGGCUAUCACCAGCUCGUUAGUCACUGGCUAAGAACUCACUGUGUAACAGAGCCUUACGUAAUUGCUACAAAUAGGCAACUUAGCGUGAUGCAUCCAAUCUACAGACUGUUGCACCCUCAUUUUCGUUACACAAUGGAGAUCAAUGCUCUGGCUCGAGAAGCACUUAUCAAUGCAGGUGGCACCAUUGAGUCUGCAUUCGCACCUGGUAAAUAUUCCAUGGAAAUCUGCUCUGCCGCCUAUGAUCUCCAAUGGAGGUUCGACAAGGAGUCACUUCCUGCUGACCUAAUUAACAGGGGAAUGGCCGUUGAGGAUCCAACUGCUCCUCAUGGACUAAGGCUAACAAUCAAAGACUACCCCUACGGAAAUGAUGGUCUCAUCCUCUGGGAUGCCAUCAAACAAUGGGUCACAGACUAUGUCAAUCACUACUACCCUGACCCUAGCCUUGUGGAGUUUGAUCAAGAGCUCCAAUCAUGGUGGACGGAAAUUCGAACAGUUGGCCACGCCGACAAGAAGGACGAACCGUGGUGGCCGGUUCUCAAGACCCAGAAAGACCUAAUCGACAUCCUCACAACGAUCACUUGGGUGACUUCCGGCCACCAUGCCGCCGCCAACUUCGGUCAAUAUGCUUACGGGGGCUACUUCCCAAAUCGGCCAACCAUUGCUAGAACCAAUAUGCCUACAGAAGACCCAACUGAAGAAGAAUGGAAAAUUUUCUUGAAAAAACCUGAACGCGCACUUUUGCAAUGCUUCCCUUCACAACUUCAAGCAACAAGAGUGAUGGCUGUUUUGGACAUAUUGUCUAAUCAUUCACCCGACGAAGAAUAUCUUGGGGAGAAAAGUGAGCCAUCAUGGGCUGAAGAUCCGUUUAUAAAGGAGGCAUUUGAGAGGUUCCAUGGGAGAUUGAGGGAACUUGAACGGAUAAUUGAUGAAAGGAAUGCGAACAAUAGUUUGAAGAAUAGAGUAGGAGCUGGGGUUGUGCCGUAUGAGCUUUUGAAGCCAUUUUCCAGCCCUGGCGUAACUGGAAAAGGAGUUCCAUAUAGCAUUUCCAUUUGAUCAAUUCGGAAAGACUAUACAUUUCAAACUUGGUGGUUUUGAAUGGUUUCUAAUAAUACUAAAACAAUACAAGAAAUUACUUAA